CCUGUCUAAGCAGCAUCUCUUAUUGAACUCUCUCUUUGCCUUUGUACCAUCCCUGAGAGAAUGACCUUCCAGGCAUGCAGGCAACUCUGUUGCUUUCUCCUCCUCUCUCUUCUCCAGUGGGGGCUCAGCGAAUUAACAUAUGGAGACCUUGAGGAUGAAAGUCACUACAUCUAUCUGGAUGAGGACAGCCCCUUUGCUGAGCUGGAUGGUCUGGCGCACUGCAGGAGCACCUACCAGGACUGGAUUUCGCUGUAUUGCUGGACCACAUUCCAUGCCACAGUGAUGGCCAUGCCAGAUGGGAGCCAGUGCCAGUGGGACCAGAUAAGCAGCGCCUACAGCAAUCUUGCCAACUGCACGGAGCUGCUGGCUGAGGCCCUGGCCUGCCCAUGGCCCAGCCCUACUCUUGAUUCCUUCUUCCUGCAGAUCCAUAUGGAAUAUUUCCCCAACUGCACAGCAGCUGAAAGCUCUGGGCCCCUUGAGCCUCCCGUCAGGCCUAUCCACGCUCUGGCCACUCUGUCGAUUUGUCUGACCCCCCUCGCAGUUGCUCUCACUCUCCGCAAAACCAGGAGAGCUGAGCCAGAACCAUAA
Messenger RNA from Alligator sinensis (Chinese alligator), 588 nucleotides. RefSeq names its product receptor activity-modifying protein 1-like. The transcript is spliced from 5 exons. Gene Ontology annotation, biological process: G protein-coupled receptor signaling pathway; angiogenesis; receptor internalization. NCBI's taxonomy places the organism in Eukaryota, Metazoa, Chordata, Crocodylia, Alligatoridae. Gene Ontology annotation, cellular component: membrane; cell surface; signaling receptor complex. Gene Ontology annotation, molecular function: coreceptor activity. The coding region runs from base 61 to 588 and encodes 175 amino acids. The record is from RefSeq and is a predicted model, not a curated record.